UGGCAGCUUUCAGAUCAGCAACCCAACCUUCAAGUCACUUAGUCCACUUUGCCAUCUGGGGGCUCCGAGAUGGAGGUGGGACUGAGAGAAGGGCCUCUCCUGAAGGGGAUCUCAAGGAACAUGAAAGACACUGCAGACUGAUUCAACCAGAGAAGUCAGCCAUAGCAGAGCACUUGAUGAACCUGGACACAGCAUAUUAUUAACUACAGAAAUGCUGGACCACUCUCGCAACCACCAUGACAGAGAGCAAACUAGUGAAAUCCACAAGAAGCAUGUUGACAGUUUCAACAGAAAGGAGGAAACUAUGAAAAUGAACAAAACUUGGCUGCCAGUAUUAAAAAUCUCUAAAAUCAGGACAGUAAAUAAAGAGGAACACUCUGAAAACGGGUAUUCCAGACAGGAAACAAUCAGGGUUAGAUUAAAAAAAACCCCAACAAACGAUUCCCCCAGGCAGGAAGCAGCCAGGUUUUGAAUCUGCAAUGCUAUUCAAUGCUAAUCAUGGUGGCCAAUUGCAACAUUCACACUUGCCUCCAACAGACAAGAGUUCUUUCUCCCACCCUGGACAUCAUUCCACAGAUAUAUAAACCCCACUUGCUUAGUUUCCAACAGACUUCACAACCUCUGAGGAUGCCUGAGUUCUUUCUCCCAUCCUGGACUUACACAGAUAUAUAAACCUUACUUGUCCUAGUUUCCAACAGACCUCAAACCUCUGAGGAUGACUGCCACAGAUGUGGGCGAAAUAUCAGGAGAGAAUGCUUCUGGAACAUGGCCAGACAGCCAGGAAAACUCACAGUAACCCAGUGCUUCUGACCAUGAAAGCCUUCGACAACACAGACUAAAAAUCUACUUUUGUGUGUUAGCCUUUGGAGAGGAAGAUAUUUAUUUACCACAUUUAUAUCUGCCUUCCUCAACCCCUGUGGGGACUCAAGGCGGUUUACAAACAGCACUACAUAGUGCCUGCAACAUAAAACAUAAAAAGGUUACAUUAAGAUUAAAAUAAGCAUACAUAAAAACGCAUUUAAAUACAAUCCAAUGUUAAGACACAGCAUCCAAAGACAAGUUUUAAGGCCGAUCCAGAGUCAAUUGCACGAUUUCAAGUAAACAUUGCACUACUACUUCUUGAAGGCUUGCUCCCAAAGCCAGGUUGGGGGGGGGGGGGGGGCUGACCUGGCAUCACUUGGGAGGGAGUUCCACAACUGAGGGGCCAGCAUUGCGAAGGCCCUGCCUCUCGUCCCCACCAACCGUGCUUGCAAAAGUGGUGGGACUGAGAGCAGGGCCUCCCCAGAUGAUCUCAGACUCCAAGGUGGUUCGUAGGGGGAGAUACAUUUGGACAGGUAGAUACAUAGUUUACCAUCAAUUCUCCCUCGUCUAAUGAUGUUUGACAACAACUACCCUAACUUAUUGAAGAGUUAAGGAGCCCUCGGUAGUGCAGCGUGUUAAAACAUUGAGCUGCUGAACUUGCAGACCGAAAGGUCGCAAGUUCGAAUCUAACGUCCCCACCAGCAGCUCUUGAGACAGAGGUGGGACUGAGAGGAGUGCCCCCUCCGCAAUUGCCCUGUCUGAGCAGAUUUGUAGGUGAGGAUGUGGUUUGUCAAAUAGUCUGGGCCUGAACCAUUUAGGGCUUUAUAGGUAAAGGGCUUUAUAGGAACCCCCAAUGGCGCAGUGGGUGAAACCACUGAGCUGCUGAACUUGCUGACCGAAAGGUUACCGGUUCAAAUUCGGGGAGCAGGGUGAGCUCCCGCUGCCAGCUCGUUUCUGCCAACCUAACAGUUCGAAAACACGUAAAUGUGAGUAGAUCAAUAGGUACCACUCCGGUGGGAAAGUAACGGCGCUCUAUGCAGUCAUACCAGUGGCCACAUGACCUUGGAGGUGUCUACGGACAACGCCGGCUCUUUGGCUUAGAAAUGGAGAUGAGCACCAACCCCCAGAGUCGGACACGACUGGACAUUAUGUCAGGGGAAAACCUUUACCUUAACCUAUUGAAGAGCUAUAUUUUUAUACAGAUUUUUAACUGCUCAUUAUGAUGCCUGAUUGAUUUCUAUGUUUUAGCCAAGGUGCCUAAUUGGGUUGUUUUAAUGGUCUGUUUCAAUGUUUCGUUCUGUGAUGGCACAUGGCAUUGAAUGUUUGGCAUGUUUCGCCUUUGGAAGCUGCCCAAAGGCCAAUCCUCCCCAGGGGGUGCUUGCCAGCCUGCCCUUCCUUCCUUCCUUCCUUCCUUCCUUCCUUCCUUCCUUCCUUCCUUCCUUCCUUCCUUCCUUCCUUCCUUCCUUCCUUCCUUCCUUCCUUCCUUCCUUCCCUUUCUGCAAGGGGCAUUUCCAGGGUGAUGGACCAAAGGGGAAGGAGCUGCUUGUCCAUUUAGGACCCAAAAUGGGCAAGCCAGGCUUGCCAGGGGACCCCUCCCUCCCAUCCAGAAGGGCAGGAAGGGCCAAAGGUUUGGGUCCAAGAGGAGGGAGGGGAAAGAGGGCGUGUCUAGGGGAGAGAGGCCCCGCCCAUAGCAGCAGGUCCCCCCACCUGGGAGGAGAGGUGCAAAGAACUGGUCUUUCCCAUCUCUUCCCUCUCAGGACCACGAGGUGAGACCUCCUUUCACCCAUCUUCAGUGUUUAGAGAAGCCUCAGAUCUGGAGGUAAGAUCAGGUGAGAAGACCCCUCUCUUGGUCACUCAUCUUGGAGGGAGGGGAGGGGAGGCUGCCUCUGGGGAGAAGGGAAGAGGGAGAGGAAGGAAAAGCUAACAUGGGGCAGGGCUGCAAACUACAACUCCCAGGAAGCUCUGGACACCAGGAGGACCAGGGGUCUGGGGAUGGGCUCUGCAGUUGGCCCUCCAAGUUUCCCUUCCUCCCUCCCUCGCUAAGGAUUCACCUAAUGCAGAGCCAAAGACCUCCACCCCAAAUCUGCCCAGGAAACUUUGUAAGAUUAUAACUCCCAGGAUUCCAUAGCCUUGAGCCACAGCAGUUCAAGGUGAUGCAUAGACGGGUAGAUGCAGGGAACGCCGUAGAUGUAGUGUAUUUGGACUAAAGUAAGGCCUUUGACAAAGUCCCCAUGACCUUCUAACAAACUAGUCAGAUGUGGGCUAGGCAAAACUACGGUUAGGUGGAUCUGUAAUUGGUUAAGCGGAUGAACCCAAAGGGUGCUCACAAAUGCUUCCUCUUCAUCCUGGAAAGAAGUGACGAGUGGAGUGCCAUCAGCAGGGUUCCAUCCUGUUCAAUAUCUUUAUUAAUUAAUUAGAUGAAGGGUUAGGAGGCAUGAUCAUGCAUGAUCAACGCAAUGAAGUUCAACAGGGACAAAUGCAAGAUACUCCACUUAGGUAGAAAAAAUGAAAUGCAGAGAUAUAGAAUGGGGGACAAAGCCUGGCUCAACAGCAGGACGUGUAAAAAAUAUCUUGGAAUCUUUGCAGGGAGGAAGGGGAACAUGAGCCAACAAUGUCAUGUGACGGCUAAAAAAGCCAAUAGGAUUUUGGCCUGCAUAAACAGGAGUCUAGUGCCUAGAUCCAGGGAAGUCAUGCUCCCCCUCUAUUCUGCCUUGGUCAGACCACACCUGGAAUCACACUGUGUCCAGUUCUGGGCACCACAGUUGAAGGGAGAUGUUGACAAGCUGGAAUGUGUCCAGAGGAGGGAGACUAAUAUGAUCCAAGGGUCUGGAGAACAAGCCCUAUGAGGAGAGGCGUAAAGAACUGGGCAUGUUUAGCCUGCAAAGAGAAGGCUGAGAGGAGACAUGAUAGCCAUGUAUAAUUACGUGAGGGGAAGUCAUAGGGACGAGGGAGCAAGCUUGUCUUCUGCUGCCCUGGAGACUAGGACACAGAACAAUGGCUUCAAACUACAGGAAAGGAGAUUCCACCUGAACAUCAGGAAGAACUUCCUCACUGUAAGAGAGAGCUGUUCAGCAGUGGAACUCUCAGCCCUGAAGUAUGGUGGAGGCUCCUUCUUUGAAGGUUUUAAAGCAGACUUGGGCAGAGGCUGGAUGGCCAUCUGUCGGGGGUGCUUUGAAUGUGCUUUUCCUGCUUCUUGGCAGAAUGGUGUUGGACUGGAUGGCCCAUGAGGUCUCUUCCGACUCAUCUCUCUAAUCUGUGAAGACUGUUUUGAAUUCUGCUCCUGUCUUCUGGAGUAUAGGCUCUCUCUCUCUCAAUUUGGUGUCAUCUGCAAACUUGAUGAUCAUGCCUUCUGACUCUUCAUCUAAGUCAUUAAUAAAGAUAUUGAACAGGAUGAAACCCUGCUGAUGGCACUCCACUCUUGACCUCUUUCCAGGAUGAAGAAGUGGUAUCAAAGUAUGUUCAUUCUACAGUGAAGAUGUCCUUAAGUUGGAAUUAAAGGGGGAAGCUUAAUAUAAGAUAGUUAUAUAAUUGUCCCUUUCAUUCCUCUCCUCCCUCCCCUUCCUCCUCGUCCUCCCCCUCAGCCUGACCUCCAUGCAGGGGAAGAAGGGGCUCUGAGGCUCCAAAGGGAAGGAGAGAGAGGCCGGUGCUACAAGAACACAAGGCAGGGAAGGUAGGAAGAUGGGGGGCAGGCAGGGCAAAGGAAGGAAUCACACCCAGACCCCCAAAGCCUAACUUGGAGACCAGGCAAGGGCUGGAAAGAAAGGAGACAAUGAAGGAAAGAGGGGUUGAAGAAGGUGGAAAAAUUUUGGGAAAAGCUUAUAUGGGAAAUGUGGUGCUUUUUUGAUGUCUUUUUAAAAAAGAUUUGGUAAACAAUAUUGCCAAUUUGGAAGCUGCUCUGAGUCCCCUUCGGUGUGUGAGAGAGUGAUGUAAAAGUAUAGUAAAUAAAUACUUACUUUACUUAGGCGAUCCCUCAUUGUCUGAGUAUGAUGGUCCUCCAAGUGUAGUGUCUUGGUGGUGGGUACGUAGGUGACUGUGGAGCCCUGUUGUUGACCUGCAUGUUCUUCCACAGUGAGGACAUCAGAUUCCAGAUGGAAGGUGUUCCAGUCAGGGUUGGCUUGACGCGCCCUUCCUUUUGGCACGUUUCUCCCUUUUGCCCUCCAUUGGUGCCUCUUCCAAUAAAUCAAUACUGAAAGCAUAGUACGUUCUCCUAUGAGACAUCUGCAUCAUAGAAUGAGUGCACUUUGGGACACUUGAAUGGCAUGAUCUCCAUGGUCUGCCAUCCUGGGAAGGGAGUUUGGUGAGGCACCAGCACUCUUGGGCAGAGAAGGCUAAGGAUUUGUCACACUACAACUCCCAGGAUUCCUCUCAGUUUCAGAACUGUAUAUAUAGGAAAGGGAAGAAUAAUGUGGGUGGAUUCCCAUAGUGUCACUUCAUGAAGUUUGCUCUAAACUGCCAGGGCUCUGCUUUUCUUACAUGGAUUUUCUUAAAUGGAUUGUAAAGACCCAUUAUCUCUUGAUGGUAGUAGAUCAUGGAAGGAAUUUGUUGAUACAUGCAUGUAGUAGAUACAUGCAUGGAAGGAAUUUGUUUCUUAAGAAUGCUGGAUGGACAUCUAGAAAGAAAAUUUGAAAGAUGACUAAAAUUGCAGCAAGAAUCCUAUAUCCUCAGAGAUGGAAGGAAGAAGUUCUCCCAACUCAAGUUGACUGACUGAUAAAGAUCUGCAAACUAGCAGAUAUUAAGAAACUGAUGCUGCUGAUUAAGGAGAAAAAAAUGGUCACUUUCAAGAAAUAUUGGAUCUUUAAAAUCACUCUUUCAUGACAACAAUAGGGGCAUAUGUCAAGUGUAAGAUCUGUAAGUUAGAACCAUGGUACUGAAGGCAGAAGUGUGCUUAUAUCAGUUUGUCUUAACAAAAACCAAGGAAUAAAGGAUAGUGUGAGUUUUGUAGAAUUAGACCCAUGUCUGUCUGGUUUUUGUUUCCUGGUGUAGAAGAAGACAAUUAUGAUGGGGAAAAUGGAAGGAAAAAAGAAGGGCUGACCAAGGGCUAGAUGGAUGGAUGGCAUCCUUGACGUGACUGGCUUGACCUUGAAGGAGCUGGGGGUGGUGACAGCGGACAGGGAGCUCUGGCGUCGACUGGUCCAUGAAGUCACGAAGAGGCGGAAGCAACUGAACGAAUAAACAACAACAAUAUGUCAAAAUGUUUUAUGAUUAUGUUGAUGGUUUCAAGUUCUUAAUGGUUUAAUUUAUAGUUAUAUGCUCUGUUUUAGAUGUGUGAUAUACUGUUUUAUUGUAUGUGAAGCAUUGAAUCUUUGCCAUUUAUUUGAUAUGAACGCUUUGAGUCCUCCCAGGGGUGGGAAAAGUGUAAUAUGUAAUAAAUAAAUAAUAGAUAAUUAACCUGGCCUUCAUCUCCCCUUCGUCUUGUGUAGACUUUGCUUCAUGACAUAAUCAGAUGGAGAUGGGAAGAGGUUCUUCAGCCCUGAUGGAGCCCAGAGUGAAGAUGGAGGGGCCAAACCAGACCAGCCCUGAAGGAGGAAGAGAGCCUUGCAAAAUGUGGGGCAGGAGAUGUUUUGGGUUCCCAGACAGAAUGGGUCAGGAUUUCCUGAAUGAGAAGGAGUUUAGCAUAGACCUUCAGCUCCCACGCUUCCAGUGCUUCCGCUUCCAGGAGGCCUUGGGUCCCCGAGAGGUGUGCAGCCGCCUCCACUCUCUCUGCCGCCUGUGGCUGAAGCCUGAGGAACAUACAAAGGCGGAGAUGCUGGACCUGGUGCUCCUGGAGCAGUUCCUGGCCGUCCUUCCUGCAGAGAUGGAGCACUGGGUGAGGGAAUGUGGGGCAGAGACCAGUUCCCAGGCCGUGGCUUUGGCGGAAGGAUUCCUCCUGAGUCGGGCAGAAGAGGAGAAGGUCCUUCAGGCCCAGGAGGCCCCACCAGGCACCAGCCAGGGCUUCCCUUCCAGGUGGAUCAAGCUGGAGGAGGAGGACACAAGAGCUGCUCCACCAGGACAGGAGCCAAGGAUGCUGAGAUGCCAUAAUAGCUCAUCUCUUUGUGAAGCAGGAAAAAUGGCCUCCAUGGAACAGGAUCAGGUGAUGUUUGAGGAUGUGGCUAUACAUUUCAGUCUAGAGGAAUGGGCCUUACUGGAUCCAGACCAACGGGCCCUACACUGGGAGGUCAUGGAAGAAAAUUAUAGGAUGGUGGUUUCUCUGGGUGGUGAUGGACAAGGGAGUGAAAAUGGGGGAGCUCCAAAUAAAAUGUGGCUGAAAACAGGGAGAAGUAAAAAGGUAGAAGAAAGAAGCCUGAGAAUGGAAGCAGAAGGAUAUAACAGGAAGCAGUGCCCUGUCGACACCAGGGAAAUCACAAUUCAAGAGACAAUAGAGGAAAGGAGGGAGAUGGGAAACAGCCCUGUCUAUGAGAAUGGCUUCUUCCAGGAGGCAUCUAGUAGACACCCUGCACACAAUGAAAAAGACAAAAUUGUGGACAAGCCUUAUAAAUGCCUGGAGCGUGGAAAAUGCUAUACUGAAAAAAAUAGCCUAAGUAAACACCAAAACACCCACAGGGAAGAGAAGCCAUAUACAUGCUUGACAUGUGGGAAAAGCCUUGUUUCAAAGAACAGUCUCAUUAGGCAUGAAAUGACUCACAGAGGAGAGAAGCCCUAUAAAUGCCUGGAGUGUGGACAAAGUUAUUCUGAUAAGAGAAGCCUUAUUGGACAUGAAAUGAAUCACAGAGGAGAGAAACCCUAUAAAUGUCUGGAGUGCGGGAAGAGUUUCUCUUUGAGAAGUAGCCUAAAGCAGCACCAAAACUCCCACAUGGGAGAGAAGCCAUAUAAAUGCCAGGAGUGUGGGAAAGGCUUUGUUUCAAAGAACAAUCUCAUUAGGCAUGAAAUGACUCACAGAGGAGAGAAGCCCUAUAAAUGCCUGGAGUGUGGACAAGGUUAUUCUGAAAAGAGAAGCCUUAUUGGACAUGAAAUGAAACACAGAGGAGAGAAACCCCAUAAAUGCCUGGAGUGCCGGAAGAGUUUUUCUUUGAGAGAUAGCCUAAAGCUGCACCAAAACACCCACAGGGAAGAGAAGCCAUAUACAUGCUUGCCAUGUGGGAAAAGCUUUGUUUCAAAGAGCAGUCUCAUUAGGCAUGAAAUGACUCACAGAGGAGAGAAGCCUUAUAAAUGCCUGGAGUGUGGAAAAGGUUAUUCUGAAAAGAGAUGCCUUAUUGGACAUGAAAUGAAACACAGAGGAGAGAAACCCCAUAAAUGCCUGGAGUGCGGGAAGAGUUUUUAUUUGAGAGAUAACCUAAAGCUGCACCAAAACACUCACAGGGAAGAGAAGCCAUAUACAUGCUUGACAUGUGGGAAAAGCUCUGUUUCAAAGAAGAAUCUCAUUAGGCAUGAAAUGACUCACAGAGGAGAGAAGCCCUAUAAAUGCUUGGAGUGUGGACAAGGUUUUUCUGAUAAGAGAAACCUUAUUGGACAUGAAAUGAAACACAGAGGAGAGAAACCCCAUAAAUGCCUGGAGUGUGGGAAGAGUUUUACUUUGAGAGAUAGCCUAAAGGUGCACCAAAACACCCACAGGGAAGAGAAGCCAUAUACAUGCUUGACAUGUGGGAAAAGCUUUGUUUCAAAGAACAAUCUCAUUAGGCAUGAAAUUACUCACAGAGGAGAGAAGCCCUAUAAAUGCCUGGAGUGUGGAAAAGGUUAUUCUGAUAAGAGAAGCCUUAUUGGACAUGAAAUGAAUCACAGAGGAGAGAAACCCCAUAAAUGCCUGGAGUGCGGGAAGAGUUUUUCUUUGAGAGAUAGCCUAAAGCUGCACCAAAACACCCACAGGGAAGAGAAGCCAUAUAAAUGCCAGGAGUGUGGGAAAUGUUUCUUUCAAAAAGCACACCUCAAAAGCCACGAAAGAACUCACACACAUGAGAAGCCAUUCAAAUGCAUGGAGUGUGGAAGUUGUUUUUCUAAUAAGAGAAUUCUUCUUAGACAUGAAAUGAAACACAGAAGAGAGAAGCCCUAUGAAUGCCUGGAGUGUGGAAAAGGUUUUUAUGAAGAGAGAAGUCUUAUUAGACAUGGAAUGAAUCACAGAGGAGAGAAACCCUAUAAAUGUCUGGAGUGUGGGAAGGGUUUCUGUUGGAAAAAUGGCCUAAAGCUGCACCAUAACACCCACACGGGAGAGAAACGAUAUAAAUGUCAGGAGUGUGGGAAAUGUUUCUUUCAAAAAGCACACCUCAAAAGCCAUGAAAGAACUCACACACAUGAGAAGCCAUAUAAAUGCCUGGAGUGUGGAAAAGGUUUUUCUGCUAAGAGAAUUCUCAUUGGACAUGAAAUGAAUCACCGAGGAGAAAAACCCUACAAAUGUCUGGAGUGCGGGAAGAGUUACAGCCUUAAAUCCAUUCUUACAGCCCACCAGAACAGUCAUAAAGGAGAGAGUGGGAAGAGUAUGAGCUACAAAUCAAACCUCAGAAAUGCCCAGAAUAGUGCUAUAGAAGACAAAACCAAAGAGAGCAGUCUCAAGGCCCAAGAGUUUUAAAUGAAAAUCAAUCCUCAAAGAUUACCAGAAUGUUCAUAGAAAGAGAAAUAAUACAUAUUCCUGCAUUUUGGAAAGAGUUGAGUUCAACCACAAACUUUCACAACAUAGUAAAAAAAAAACCCAUACGGGAAAGAAGCCAUGGAAAUGUGGUCAUGCCUUCACUCAGAAGAAAAAUCCCCUUGAGCAUGAAAUGAAUCUCAGAAGAGAGAAGCCUCUAAAUGCUCAGAGGGUGGGAAAAGUUGUGUCCUCAAAUCAGGUCUCAAAACUCCAGGAGAGAACCUCACUAGGCACCGGAAUAGUCACACAAUGAAGGAUAUUCACAGGGACAGAAAACCGCUCUAGCCUUUGCUUUCUUCUUGUCUAGACUGACCGUUGAUGGAAGUCAUCUUGGGCCUUUUCUUGGCACACUUUAAGGGAGAACCUGGCAGGUUCAGCCCAGUCCUGGCUUUGUGGCAUUGUCACUGCUCCACUGGUUGAGAUGAUGAAAGUUCACUGAAUUGUGCUCCGUUUCUUCUAUUUUUUUGCAAAUGCUUAGAGAGAAAUAACAGCAUCUUAUGGCCUCAUAGUAUAAUGGUUUGAGCUUUGUACGGUCCCACUAGUGUGUCUGGAGCAAGUCACGUUCUCUCAGCCUUAGAGAAAGGGAAAGGUGAAGUCCCUCAGGACGCAAAUACUACCUGCUUGUCUUUCACUCCACUAGUUUCACGUGCCUUGAUAGGGCUGUUUAUGUUGGGAAAUUCUCCAAAAUAACAGAGUAUUUCAAAACACAAAAGGGCUACUUCACAGAGCAUUUUCAGCCCACAGCAAGCAGAAGGCAGCAAUCGUGUGGCUGUAAAGAAUUCUUCAGUUUAAGGAAGCGAGAUGCAGAGUUCAAUCUUACAGGUUUCGCAGACUCCAUGUGAGGACGUCCCCAGCCCUGAGGGGAUACGCAAACCACACUGAUAUAUUCCAACAAUUUUGUGUGGGGCGUCUCCAAUCUCCUGGCAGCCAUUUUGCAAAGGCGCUUCUUAAAUAUCUCAAAUGUUCCUUUUGGGGUUUGUUGGAAAUGACAGCCUCCAUUAAGCCUUUUCUAGAAAUCACUGUGUCUAUGAACUUGUUACUUACUGUUUCCUGUAUGAAUCUUUUCUAUGCAGCUUCCUUUACUCUAUGGUUUCUGAGAAGUUCUAAAAGGGGCUGCAGACCACAUGCUCUUUUUCUGCUCUUCCUCUCCUUUUGACUAUGUGACCUGUUGAUAGUUGUUUCGUUACAAGAGAAAUGCCCUGGCCGGCUGGCUCAGAGAACUAUCUCAAAGAUAUUUGAAACUGGACUAAUACUUUUUUGUACUUGUGUAUGCUGAGCAGAUGAAAGUUGUGAGUAAACCAAUAUGUUAUUUCC
This is a messenger RNA of Anolis carolinensis (green anole), 10669 nucleotides long. Its product is annotated as zinc finger protein 420-like. NCBI's taxonomy places the organism in Eukaryota, Metazoa, Chordata, Lepidosauria, Squamata, Anolidae. Gene Ontology annotation, biological process: regulation of DNA-templated transcription. Bases 6245 to 9298 code for a protein of 1017 amino acids. The record is from RefSeq and is a predicted model, not a curated record. The transcript has 5 exons.